Messenger RNA from Vanessa atalanta (red admiral), 1836 nucleotides. RefSeq names its product ubiquitin-conjugating enzyme E2-17 kDa (gene eff). The record is from RefSeq and is a predicted model, not a curated record. The transcript is spliced from 5 exons. Gene Ontology annotation, molecular function: ubiquitin conjugating enzyme activity. The coding region runs from base 280 to 723 and encodes 147 amino acids. NCBI's taxonomy places the organism in Eukaryota, Metazoa, Arthropoda, Insecta, Lepidoptera, Nymphalidae. Gene Ontology annotation, biological process: ubiquitin-dependent protein catabolic process; protein polyubiquitination. Gene Ontology annotation, cellular component: nucleus.
UGUUUGCUGUUCUCCAUUCGUCGCGAGUGUAUUAAUUUUGUUAGAACCUGCGCUCUGUUCUAAUUCUUAUUAUUUCUUAAUAUUAGUUAUUAUUAUUUUUUACUUAAGUCUUUGAAGUUUUGCCUUAAUUGUUAUUUUUUCAUUAUUAUUGCAUAAAACGACUUAAGUGGUACUUUUGCGUUUAGACGGGAGCCAUCUUGCAAUCUCUAAUCAAAGGUCCUUGGCUCACAGUUUCGUUGUCUAGUUGAAAGGCAGUAUAUUCUAUCAUAAAAUAAUCAAAUGGCGUUAAAACGAAUUAAUAGGGAAUUACAAGACCUGGGCAGAGACCCGCCGGCACAAUGUUCCGCAGGACCACACGGAGAAGAUCUUUUCCACUGGCAGGCCACAAUAAUGGGUCCAGUCGACAGUCCCUACCAGGGUGGUGUAUUUUUCCUGACUAUACAUUUCCCUACAGACUAUCCAUUUAAACCACCAAAAGUUGCAUUCACAACACGUAUUUAUCAUCCCAAUAUAAACAGUAAUGGUUCCAUUUGUCUUGAUAUUCUGCGCUCACAAUGGUCUCCAGCACUUACCAUAUCCAAAGUGUUGCUCUCAAUCUGCUCACUUUUAUGCGAUCCAAAUCCUGAUGAUCCUUUGGUGCCAGAAAUUGCUAGGAUCUACAAAACCGACAGAGAAAAGUACAAUGAAUUAGCCCGAGAGUGGACAAGGAAGUAUGCCAUGUGAUGAGUCAAAUGUGACAUCAGCAAAACAUAUACACACACAUCGCCACAGCCCGGGCUAUACCCUUCCUCUCUGUUCCCGCUCCCCAAAUCCUUUUCUCUGAAACCUUACCAAUCAAAUAAAUUACUGGAAUUUGUGUUAAAAAUCUAUAUGGUUAUUAGAAUCUGAUUAUGAUUGUCUUGUACUUUGAAUGCCAAUUAUUGCAACUAAGUAAAAAUAAUUCACAUCUGCAAAUAGUUUCUAUUCAUCUAAUGUGUAAGUAACGUUUUCUAUAAGAAGAUAUUGAUUUUGGUUUAACAUUGAUGUGUCGGUAGAUGUCUUAUCGCAUACACUCAUUUAGUUAAACAUUAGUUAAAUUUACAUUAUUUGAAUUCAUGUAAUUUCUAAAAAAUUUGUACUUUAACUAGAUCUAAAUUGCAUUGUGAAACUGUACAAUAGCCAUAUAUUUAGGAAAAUGGAGCGUUCAUUGCUUGACACUUAUCCUGUUCUAUAAAGUUUUUUUUUUGUGAAUGAACUGUAUGUAUAGCUCAUGUGUUACGAACAUUCUGGUUAAUGUAAGAAAAUGGGAUAACAGAAUGAGCUUGUUGACGGAGUUGAGUGAGUGUUAAUUUUUUUUAAACAAUCUCUUUUUAAGUUAGUAAAUAUGUAGCGUGCUGCUAAACAGACUGACAAUGAUUUAAGUGGUCAGUUUUCUUUCAUCCACAAUAUUUAAAGUGAUUGAAAACGCUCCCAUAGUUACACAAUUCAAUAUAAAUUACAGUGUAUCUCAUAAGAUAAUAAGUUACAAUUAAUCUAGACUUUUUUUCAAUAUGGCGAUCUUUAUAUUAUAAUUUUAUCUAAUAUAUAUUGUGGUUGUAAGGAUACCUGCGUUGUGAUUGUCCUUCCACAGUCCAUCCUUAUUUCCUCUUAUCUAAUAUCAGUAUGGCAUAUGUCACAGUCAUGGCAUGAGUGGCAAAGUUUGGUGUGUUUCUUUACAGCUGCAAGAGGAAGCUUUUGUUCACUUGGUUAACACAGGGAGAUAGUAACUCAAAGCUUUUCAAACUGUAAUCGAUCGACAAGAUGUAUUUUAGCUUCACUAAAUUGUAAGAAACAAUAAAUUAUUGUGUAUGUAAAUAA